Lactuca virosa is the source of this 1230-nucleotide messenger RNA. NCBI's taxonomy places the organism in Eukaryota, Viridiplantae, Streptophyta, Magnoliopsida, Asterales, Asteraceae. The record is from the annotation of a GenBank genome assembly.
AUGAAAAAAAAGGUUACAAAAGAACAAAAAACUGAGAAAAUAUCUAAAGAAAAGAAAGAUAAAGGGAAAACUAAAAGAAAAGCAAAAGCAGUGAGUGAAGAAGACUCAACAGAAAAGAGGUGUUCACCAGGAGCUUUGCUAUCAGUUAUCAAAUGUUUCAAAAAACUUCAAAAAGAUUGUGUGAGGCAUAUGGGUUUUGGGGCACUAUUAAAGAUGAAGCUGACUGAAGUCAUACAAGCAUUAAGUUCUUUUGUUCUUGAGAAGUUUAAUCUAACAACAAUGAAAAUUGUUCUUCAAAAUGGGGUUGUGAUUGAUGUGACAAGAGAAUCAUUGAAUCAAAUACUUGGAUUUCCUUUAGAAAAGAAAAAGUUUUCAAAACUUCCAUUUGAAAUGAAGAUGAAAAAACUUAUGAAGGAUGGACAAAACAAUUUGAUAAAAAAAAUGAUAAGACUUCAUGAGAUAAAGAUUAACACUGUUACCUCCGACAAUGCGAAUAUGAACUUCGAGAUGAACUUCAUUUCUUUGUUGACCAAUUCUCUUAUAGAAUCAAGCUCAACUGGAAAAGCAAACGCAUAUCCCAUGAACUACAUAAUGAAGAAAGCAAAUAUAAGCAACAUUGACUGGUGCUCCUACUUCCUUGACUAUUUGGUUAAAACCAAACGAUCUUUUGAUUCAUCGAAUUCAACAAAAAAAUUUGUUAGACCAUCUACAUUUUUAGUGGAUUAUGAAGUUAUGAUUGUGACAAAGUGUAGGAAGUUCGGGUUGUUGAUUAAAAAUGGAGUAAAUAACUUCCCAAAAAAUGUAAGAUUGAAUCAUUUGAAAAUUAUGAUGGACAAAUUUUUUAAUGAUGAGGAAGAAGGUGAUGAAAAAGAAAAGCAAAAUGAUGAUGAUGAUAAUAAAGAUGAUGAUGAUGAUGAUGAUGAUGAUGAUGAUGAUGAUGAUCAUGAUAACGAGGAUGAAAAUGUUGAAGGCGGUGAGUAUACUAAAGAAGGAGGUUUUGAUGGAAAUAUACAUAAAGGAGUUGGUAAAAAAACUAUUGAUGAUAAGGGAAAUAAGAAUGUUCAAAAAAUAGGUUGUGAGAAACAUAAAGUUCGUUCGGAAGAUGAAAAUGGUGAUAAUGAUCAAGUUGCUAGGAAUAAAGAAAACAUUUGUCAUAAUGAAGAAGAACAAGAUGUUGAAGGAGGAGGUGUAGAAGGGAAGAAUAUUGAAUGGAAGAAUGCUGGAGAAUGA